AUGACGUCCGCUAGCUUUCUGUUCAACCCAUCCUCUUCGCAUGACUACCUCGUCGGCGUCGGCAAGGCUGACAUCACCGGCCCCGUCGUUGAAGUCAACCUCAUGGGCUAUGCUGACCCUGCUCAACUCGGUUCUGGUGUGAGACAGCGUCUGUACUCCCGCGCUUUUAUUCUCGGUGAUACAGACAGUCCACGUGACCGUUUCGUCUAUCUCGUUCUCGAUACUCAGUCCGGAGAUACUGCUGUUCGCAAUGGCAUUCUGGAAGGCCUCAAGCAUCUUGGUCCCGAGUAUCAAGUCUAUGCAAGACAGAACGUUGCUGUCACUGGAACUCAUUCUCACUCUGGUCCUGGCGCUUGGUUGAACUACCUGUUGCCGCAAAUCACUAGCCGUGGUUUCAGUCAUCAAAGCUAUCAAGCAAUUGUCGAUGGUGCUCUCGAGUCUAUCAAGCAAGCCCAUCAGUCGCUUAGUCCUGGCCAACUCUCGUUCGAUUCUAUCGACAUCGAAGAUGCGAAUAUCAACCGCAGCCCCUAUGCCUACCUUGCCAAUCCCGAGCAAGAACGCAACAAGUACAAGCACAAUGUCGACAAAACCUUGACUCUUCUCAAACUGCGUAGAAACAGUGACAAGAAGGACAUUGGUGUCCUGACUUGGUUCCCCGUACACGGCACCUCCAUGCUAGGAAACAACACCCUCAUCACCGGCGACAACAAGGGCGUUGCCGCGUACCUAUUCGAGAAACAUGCAGCUCAACUAGACUCCACAGCCGAUGGCUUCGUGGCCGGCUUCUCCCAAGCCAACGUCGGGGACACCUCUCCAAACGUCAACGGCGCUUACUGCGAAUCCGGCGACGAAGAGGGCGAGCAAUGCGACUUCAAAACCAGUCUCUGCGCUGGCAAGAACGGCCCUUGCCAUGGACGCGGUCCCCAUUGGGGUCUCGAUGACGCAGGCACAGCAUCGGCCUGGGAAAUCGGACGCAGACAGUAUCUCGGUGCUCGCUCGUUGUACGAGUCCAUGACUACAAUGUCGACUUCUACACCCAUCCAAGGCAAGGUCGUCCGCUCCCUGCACACCUUUGUCGAUAUGUCAAAUCAGACUGUCGUGCUGCGCAAUGGCUCACUCGGCCAUACUUGUCCAGCCGCAAUGGGCUAUUCUUUUGCUGCAGGCACAACCGACGGCCCUGGCGCCUUUGACUUCAAGCAAAACAAUCCUGGCGACCCCAAUGCCAGUCCCGUGUGGGCUGUUGUACGCAACAGUCUACAUUCACCCGGUCCCGAGCAAAAAGCUUGUGAGACUGAAAAACCAUAUCUGUGGACUCCAAAUGUUGUCGACAUACAACUGCUGCGUAUCGGUCAACUGUUGAUCAUUGUAGCGCCUGGAGAGGCUACUACAAUGGCUGGACGCCGCUGGAAAGCUGCAUUGCAGAAACAUGCACGGAACGCUUGGGACGAGGCCUCCAAUGCCCCAGAGCCUUUGGUAGUGCUCGGUGGUCCGGCAAAUACAUAUGCGCAUUACAUUGCCACCGAGGAGGAGUAUGGCGUUCAGCGCUAUGAAGGCGCUUCAACUCUGUUCGGACAGCAUACUCUGGCUGCCUACAUGAAUCUCACGCUCGAAAGACUCCCAUAUCUGUCUGGGCAUUCGAUAUCGCAAUCGCCGUUAUUGCCGCCUCAACAUCCCGCUCUACCUUUGCUGGAAAACGGCCCGGAUCCACCCAUCCACACGAACAGUUCGCUGUCUUUCAUUUCUCCCGUCGUCUUUGAUCGUCCUCCGCUGUUCAAAUCUUUCGGCGACGUCACCACCGAUGUGUCAGCCCGUUAUGCCCUCUCCUCUUCACCGACGGUCAAAGCUGUCUUUGUAGCUGCCAAUCCGAGGAACAACCUGAGGCUCGGAGACACCUUUGCGAGUGUUGAGAGGUAUAGCGCUAGAGGGGAGUGGGAAAGAGUCAGGGGUGAUGGAGAUUGGAGUCUUGUGUUUGCGUGGGAGAGGACGAGUACCACCGUGGGCACCAGCCAAGUUACCAUCUCUUGGGAACUGGGGUGGGAGGGAAGGUAUCGCAUCAAGUACUUUGGAGAUGGCAAGGGCAUCGGAGGUAGUAUCACUGCUUUCGAGGGCGUGAGUGGGGAGUUUGAACUUGUUUGA
Messenger RNA from Aureobasidium namibiae CBS 147.97, 2136 nucleotides. RefSeq names its product neutral/alkaline nonlysosomal ceramidase-like protein. The transcript is spliced from 4 exons. The coding region runs from base 1 to 2136 and encodes 711 amino acids. NCBI's taxonomy places the organism in Eukaryota, Fungi, Ascomycota, Dothideomycetes, Dothideales, Saccotheciaceae. Gene Ontology annotation, molecular function: N-acylsphingosine amidohydrolase activity. Gene Ontology annotation, cellular component: extracellular region. Gene Ontology annotation, biological process: sphingosine biosynthetic process; ceramide catabolic process; long-chain fatty acid biosynthetic process. The record is from RefSeq and is a predicted model, not a curated record.